AUGGGAUGCACUCAAGCCAAGCCCCAAAAACAUUCAGCUCAACCACAAUAGUAGCCUCCAACCAACCAGUUAGAAGAGCCUUCAUUGCCAGAUCAUCUCUAAAAUCCAAAAGAUAAGCUUUAGUUGGUUCUAAGCAAGAAAACUAUAGACUAUCUUGAGCAUAAGAGAACAAACUAUGAUAAAUUGAUUGAUAAUUUAGUGUAGUAAAUGAAGAUUUCAUAAAAGGAAUUUCCAGUUUACAAUGACAUUUUAGUUGACCAUUAUAAAACAGAUUUUGAGUAGAACAAUCCUGGGAAAGAACUUAUUCACUCAUCUAUUAAUUUUAUGACCCAAGAGUUCAAAUAAUUCAAUUAAUUGGAAUCUCACUUGGAAGAAUCAGAUAAGCAACUUUAACAGAAAACUUUUAAAUUUUUAAUUGACUUAUACUUCAUUUUCUCAACAAUGAAGUCUGAAGUAUAAUUAUUAAGUUAUUGGUCUGGUGACUAUAUGAAAAAAUAUGAAGAUCAGGAUCAUCAUGUAACUAUAUAAAAUGAUAAUACUAAUACUUAAAUUUCAAAUUUGAAUUAAAUUGAGUUAUAUUUGAAAUAAAGUAUUCAAAAGGCGAUCUAAAAUAUAUCAUAACGACAAAGAUAAUAGUAAAAUACAAUAUCAUCUUAGGCAACUCAUCAAGAUAAACAGUUCUCAUGA
Molecule: messenger RNA, 687 nt
Organism: Paramecium tetraurelia
Lineage: Eukaryota; Ciliophora; Oligohymenophorea; Peniculida; Parameciidae
Exons: 2
Source: RefSeq, a predicted model, not a curated record